Molecule: messenger RNA, 2001 nt
Organism: Pistacia vera
Lineage: Eukaryota; Viridiplantae; Streptophyta; Magnoliopsida; Sapindales; Anacardiaceae
Product: YTH domain-containing protein ECT3-like
Exons: 11
Coding region: 52-1770 (572 amino acids)
Biological process (GO): mRNA destabilization
Cellular component (GO): cytoplasm
Molecular function (GO): mRNA binding
Source: RefSeq, a predicted model, not a curated record
GCUCGAUCCGUCGAUUUUAGGAGCUAAUUGGGUAUUUGAAGAAGAAUUGUAAUGGCUGGAGAAAAGAACAUUGAGAAAGAUCAGCCAUUGGCAACAGAAUUGAAGUCAGAUCCCAUCAGUAAAUCAGCUGAGCGUGAUGUGACUUCUGGAAACAAUGGAAUACGUUCUGACUUAACAACCACCAUGGCCUCCUUGGGGGAUACACCUUCUAGCAUGAAAGGUGAGACUAAUCAAGAGUCAGUUGGAGAGCAUGGUGCUCGCAGUCAACCUACUGUCUUUGACAACUAUUUGUACCCAGCAUAUAAUGGACCAUUUACUCAAGUGGACAAUAAUGGAUAUUUUCAUACAGAUCCCUCUCAUUCGGGUAUGCAAUCUGACAAUGGUUCACUUAUCUAUUAUCUGCCUGGCUACGAUCCAUAUGGGACGGGAGCUAUUGUUGGUGUUGAUGGGCAAUGUGUUGGUCAACAACCAUAUUUUUCAUCCUCGGGAUAUCUCCAACACCCUGUUUCCUAUGGAGCAGAAGCUAUGCCAUGCUAUACAUGGGAUUCAACAUAUGUUGGAGAUGCUCAAAAUGGAAAUUCUGCUGGUUCUGGAAAUGCAAAAUAUGGUAGCUCUACUGCUUAUGGAAAGUCGAAUAGCUUGAACUAUAUGAAAACAAAUGGAAACGUUACUAACAAAUUUUCUAAGUGUUCAUAUGCACAACCUACGAAACCACUAACCAAGCAGGUGCCUCAAUUGGGUUCUGAUUUUGCAGCAGGCCUUUUGAAGGGAUACCCCUCCACAGGAAAGUACUCAUCAUUUGCUAACCAAAAACAAGGUCUUUACCCACCCAACAGUCAGGUGAACUACAAAACAAAUGGGAGGCUGUGGAAUGGAAAUGAUAGAUAUAAGUCAAGAGACAGAUUUAGUAGAAAUGGUGAUUUGGAAUCAGCGGUUGAACUAACUCGUGGUCCAAGGGCCCACAAUAAGAGUGCCCCUUUGGACUUUUCAGUCAAGAAGGAAGAGUUGGGGGUAGCAGUAUGUAGAGAUCAAUAUAACUUACCAGAUUUCCAAACUGAGUAUGAAAAAGCAAAAUUUUAUGUCAUCAAGUCCUACAAUGAAGAUGACAUUCAUAAGUGCAUUAAGUAUGACGUAUGGGCAAGCACUCCAAAUGGUAAUAAGAAGCUAGAUGCGGCAUUUCGUGAGGUAGAACCGAAAACAAGCAAAACAGGAGCAAAAUGUCCUAUCUUCCUCUUUUUCUCGGUUAAUGGAAGUGGACAAUUUGUUGGCUUAGCUGAGAUGAUUGGGCAAGUAGACUUUAACAAAGAUAUGGACUUUUGGCAACUUGACAAGUGGAAUGGGUUCUUCCCAGUAAAGUGGCACGUAGUCAAAGAUGUUCCUAAUGCUCAAUUACGGCAUAUCAUUCUUGAAAAUAAUGAAAACAAGCCUGUAACCCAUAGCAGAGACACUCAAGAGAUUGGGUUACAGCAAGGUUUAGAAAUGCUGAAGAUUUUCAAGGGUUGCUCAGCAAAAACAUCAUUGUUAGAUGAUUUUAACUUCUAUGAAACCCGAGAGAAGUCUCAAAAUGUUAAAAAGAGCACUAAGCCAGCUACUCAGAGGAUUAAGGAUGACGGUUUCCCAAAGCAUGUGAAAGCAGGAGAUAGGAAUUUUGAGGAGUCUCUCAUCAAUCUAACAAAAAGUCUCUCCCUCAUUGCAUCCCCCACCCAGGAGAUGGGCACCGUAAUGAAAUCGAUAGAAAACUCUGUUCCUUCUGUUGCUGCUGCACCAUAAGCAUUUUUUUGAGCUUGAAGAUUCGUGUAGUUCUAGUGGCUUUUCUUGCCUUUUCUUUCUUUUUGUUUGUUGGUUUUAAUUUGGGGUUAUAGGGGAGAUUGGCCUCUCUGGUAGGUAUUUUACUAUUUAGCUUUGUUAAGGAGUGAAUGAGAUUUAAUAGUUUAAUUGGAGUUUGGUUUCAUUUUCCAGAAAAAGCAAAAGGAAAAAAAAAGUUGCCAUUUUGUGCUUGAA